AUGACUUCAGCGUACUUCGGCGUGGGCCCCGGAGGCGGCGGCGGAGCACAGUCUGCAUAUUUCGGCGUGGGCGGUGGACCAGCGGGCGGCGGUGGCGGCGCUAAACCCCCAGCCGGCGGCGGUGGUGGCGGCGGAGGUGGCGGAGCUCAAUCGGCCUAUUUCGGAGUUGGCGGUGGUACACCUGGUGCUGGAGCACAAUCAGCUUACUUUGCGGUUGGCGGCGGCCCAGCUGCAGGAAAUGGCGGUGGAGGAGGAGCUCCACCUCCACCACCACCAGCUGCUGGUGGCGGCGGAGGAGGUGAGUUUUUUGAAGAUUUUAGUUUUUUCUCGAUUUUUUAAAAAUAUUUUUUAAAGUUAUAUUGUAAAGCUUUAUUAUAAGCCCUAAAAGUCUUGUCGUCAAUUUACAUUAUUUUUAAAGUUAAAAAGCGACAAGACUUUUGUGACAGCUUAAUAUCUAAAUUUUAAAAAUUUUUUCGAUUUAUAAUGAUUUUUUAUAAUGUUUACUUUCAGGAACGUCUACAAUGACAGCUGUUGGUGGAGCUCCAAUGGGCGGCGGAGGCGGCGGAACUUCGACCAUGACCGCGGUCGGAGCAGCACCAGCUGCUGGAGGCGGUAAGUCAAGCUUUUUGUGCAUUUUCAAAAUUUUUUGUUCGUAAUUAGUCUUUGAUACCUAUUUUUGAAAAUUUGAACUAUGAAUUUGAAGUUAUUUUUAACUUCAAAAAAAAUUUAAUCCAUACUUAUUAGAUUGUUCAAAUAUUUCUGUGCCCCCUUAAUAAGCAAAUUAUUUGGAUUAGGAGGCACAGAAUUAUUUGAACAAUACAAAAUAACAAAGGAGCACAGAAUUAUUUGAACAAUCUAAUGAAAAUCUAUUUAGGCAGAUCAACUAUGACCGCUGUUGGUGGAGCCCCAAUGGGAGGCGGAGGUGGUGGUACAUCCACAAUGACUGCUGUAGGAGCCCCAAUGGGAGGUGGCGGUACCUCUACAAUGACCGCUGUUGGUGGAGCCCCAAUGGGAGGCGGAGGUGGUACUAGCACUAUGACCGCUGUUGGCGCUGCUCCCGGUGGUGGAGGUAGGGGUUUUUGAAUUUUUAGAAAAAUUUGAAAAAUUUUUUAAUUUUUAAUGAGCUCCCAUUGUAUAUUUUACAAUGUUUUACAUUUUUUAUUCCAGGCAGAUCAACCAUGACCGCUGUAGGAGCCCCAAUGGGUGGUGGCGGUACCUCAACCAUGACGGCCGUUGGUGGAGCCCCAAUGGGAGGUGGCGGUGGACAAUCGACCAUGACCGCUGUUGGUGGAGCUCCAAUGGGAGGCGGAGGUGGUGGAACCAGCACUAUGACCGCUGUUGGCGCUGCUCCAGGUGGUGGAGGUGGUAAGCUGGUUUUGAAAACUUUUUUAUUGUUGUGGGGGGGGGGUGACUUUUUUAAAUUUUGGUCGAUUUUGCUUAUUAUAAAAAUAAUUUUUGGCCUUUUUCAUAAAAAAAUUUUUUGGAUUUUGAAAAAUUUAGAAAUUUCAUGCCCUGCAGGCCAAUUUUUUCUUUUUUUCAGGAAGAUCAACCAUGACCGCUGUAGGCGCCCCAAUGGGUGGUGGCGGUACCUCGACUAUGACUGCCGUUGGCGGAGCCCCAAUGGGAGGUGGCGGCGGAGGAACCUCGACCAUGACCGCUGUUGGUGCCGUUGCUCCAGGUGGAGGUGGUAAGUGAUUUCUGUGGGAUUUUAAAACUAGGCUUUGUUAAAACUUUUAAAAUUAAUUUUUUAAGAAAAUUUUAAUUUUUAAUUGAGUUCUACCUUACAUUACUAACUUACAGGUCGAUCCACAAUGACUGCCGUAGGAGCCCCGAUGGGAGGCGGAGGUAGUGGAACCUCUACAAUGACAGCUGUUGGCGGAGCCCCAAUGGGUGGUGGCGGCGGAGGAACUUCAACCAUGACUGCUGUGGCUGGAGCACCUGGAGGUGCCCCAGCUGGUGGAACCUCGACUAUGACAGCCCUUGGCGGAGCACCCGGCGGUGGAGCCCCACCCCCACCACCAAUGGGUGGUGGCGGCGGCGGUGGAGGAGGAAACGCGACCUCGGCCUACUUUGGCGUCGGCGGCGGCGGAGGCGGCGGAGCCCAAUCCGCCUACUUUGAAGUUGGAGGCGGCGGCGGUGGUGGAGCCAAGCCCUCGGGCGGCGGUGGUGGAGCAGCCCCUCAACCCGGACAAUCGGCCUACUUUGGAGUUUCUGGCGGCGGAGCUGGCGCCGGCGGAGCUACAUCUGCUUAUUUUGCUCCGAAAUAA
Bursaphelenchus okinawaensis is the source of this 2267-nucleotide messenger RNA. The record is from the annotation of a GenBank genome assembly. Lineage: Eukaryota; Metazoa; Nematoda; Chromadorea; Rhabditida; Aphelenchoididae.